AUGUUCCAACCCCGAAUUGCCCUCCGGGGCAUUCGGUUGCCCUUCAGGUGUUUACCAUCUGUUCCUUCCGUACCAGCUCGCCGAUUUGCUUCCGUGAUAAAUGAACUCGAGACACCUCCAGCGAACUCAUCGACUUCCUCAAUUGACCCCACCGCUUCGUUUGCGCCUCCCCCGACUCGUGAUUCCGCUGGAGUCGUUCUGCGUACCUACACUCCUCGUACUCCUGGUGUGCGACACUUGCGCAGACCUGUGAACGAUCAUCUAUGGAAAGGUCGUCCAGUUCACCGCUUGACUUUUCCUAAGAAGGGUCAUGCCAAGGGUGGCCGUAACAACACCGGUCGAGUUACAGUUCGUCACAUGGGUGGUGGUCACAAGCGUCGAAUUCGUACCGUUGACUUCUUGCGAAUGGAUGCCGGUCCUCACCUGGUGGAACGUGUUGAAUAUGACCCAGGUCGCACUGCGCAUAUCGCGUUGCUUCGCAGUAAAGAAACCUCGAAAUUGAGCUAUAUUCUUGCUGCGGAUGGCAUGCGAGCUGGCGAGACAGUGCAGAGCUACAUGGCUGGUAUUCCGGAGGACCUUUGGAAGAGCAUGGGUGGUACUGUUGAUCCUGGUGUCUUGGCUGCCCGUACUGCGUGGCGAGGAAAUUGUUUGCCGCUGCACAUGAUUCCUGUGGGAACCCCCAUGUUCAAUGUUGGAUUACGAGCUGGAAAGGGUGGCCAGUUGUGCCGUAGUGCUGGAACAUAUGCUACAGUGGUUGCCAAGGGUAGUGGUUCCCGCCAGACAGCCAUUGAGCCCGACCAGUCCAACCCCGAGGAGCCCGAGACCGAGAAAAAGCCUUUGUCUCAGCGUGAGCGUCAGAAGCAAGAGCGCUUGGCCCAACACAUCACGGUCCGUCUGUCCAGCGGUGAGACUCGCCUUCUUCACAAGGACUGCUGUGCCACUAUUGGUGUUGCUAGUAACCCCAACUAUCACUACACUCAGUUGGGUAAAGCCGGUCGCUCGCGCUGGCUCAAUAUCCGCCCCACUGUCCGUGGUUUGGCCAUGAACGCCAUGGACCACCCUCACGGUGGUGGUCGUGGUAAGUCCAAGGGUAAUGUCGAUCCCAAGAGUCCAUGGGGUAUCCCGACCAAAUCCGGUUACAAGACCCGACCGAAGUGGAAGAUCAACAAGGCCGUUGUUGUUCCCAGACCUCGAAACCAAGGCAAGCGCCGUCGCGGAUACAAUUAG
Penicillium angulare is the source of this 1227-nucleotide messenger RNA. RefSeq names its product mitochondrial 54S ribosomal protein uL2m. Gene Ontology annotation, biological process: cytoplasmic translation. Gene Ontology annotation, cellular component: ribosome. NCBI's taxonomy places the organism in Eukaryota, Fungi, Ascomycota, Eurotiomycetes, Eurotiales, Aspergillaceae. The record is from RefSeq and is a predicted model, not a curated record. Bases 1 to 1227 code for a protein of 408 amino acids. The transcript has 2 exons. Gene Ontology annotation, molecular function: structural constituent of ribosome; RNA binding.